Molecule: messenger RNA, 774 nt
Organism: Sporothrix brasiliensis 5110
Lineage: Eukaryota; Fungi; Ascomycota; Sordariomycetes; Ophiostomatales; Ophiostomataceae
Product: cytosolic cu zn superoxide dismutase
Exons: 2
Coding region: 1-774 (257 amino acids)
Biological process (GO): superoxide metabolic process
Molecular function (GO): metal ion binding
Source: RefSeq, a predicted model, not a curated record
AUGCGUGUCUCGACUCUUCUCGUGGCCUCGGCGGCCGGCGUCAUGGCCCAGGAUGCUUCUGGCCCUCUCACUGGUUCCCGCGGAAACGCAACUGUUACGCACAACAACCCCGCGAAUUUCACGUAUGUUGCCAUCCUGCCGAGCUCCGCCUUUGCUGCCGGCGCUUUCCCCGAAGGCGGCAACUUCGUGGGCGGCGUCUGGGCGGAAGCCGGCCCGGGCGGCGUCGGCGUCACCUACCGCGUGAACAUUUCCCACCCGCCCAGCACAGGUGGACCCUUCAUGUACCACGUCCACACCCAUCCCGUCCCGCCCAACGGCAACUGCUCCGGCGCUCUUGGCCACCUCGACCCCUACGACCGCAAAGACCAGCCGCCCUGCGACUCCAACCUCAAGGAGACCUGCCAGGUCGGCGACUUGAGCGGCAAGUACGGCGACAUCUCGUCGGAUCCCUACUCCGCCACCUACCACGACCUGUACUCGUCGACGGAUCCCAACAGCGAGUCGUUCAUUGGCAACCGCAGCAUUGUGGUGCACUUUGCCAACACCACGCGCAUUACCUGUGCCAACUUCACCGUGGCGGAGCUUACGCUGACCCCGGCCAACCGCACAACGACCGCACCGACCGGCACCCGCACCGGCUCCGGUGCUGGCUCGCCCUCUAACGAGCCAUCGUCGCGUGUGACCGUGUCGGCUGCUAGCGGGCAUUCCGCUGGCGCGGCUGCUCUGGGUGUCGGUGCGCUCGGCGUGUUGGCUGCCAUGGUCCUGGCUCUUUAA